Messenger RNA from Camellia sinensis, 1011 nucleotides. The record is from RefSeq and is a predicted model, not a curated record. Lineage: Eukaryota; Viridiplantae; Streptophyta; Magnoliopsida; Ericales; Theaceae.
UUUGCAAAGAAACUGCAUAUAGAAAAUCUCACUACCACUCUCUUCCUCUUCCUCUCUAUCUUUCCUACCAAAGAAAGUCAUUAGUACUCAAAUAACCAACAAUUGAUGUCAAGUUUCAACUUAGUAAAGGAGCUCCUACCCGCUAAGAAAGCGUGGAAGCGUUUCACCCAAAUAUUCCAAUCAAAAUUACAUAAUGUCAAGAUUUCAAAACCCGUCAAGAAACUAACCCAUCGCCUUAAAUCUAUCCGCUCCAUCCGUGGCCUUAUUCCCCGGAAAGUACGUGCUCGCGCCUUAUGUAAGUCUCACUAUGACCAUCACCAUCACUACUACUACAAUCACCACCAACUUCAAAAGAGCUUUGCAGCUGUAUAUGUGGAGGACCUCUUUGAAGGGCCUAAGCAAACCAACCAACCUAAGGGAACAAGCAAGGCCAGAGAAAUGGGUUCAACAAGCAGUGCCAAGAUAAUUGAUCAUGAGAAGACUUUGAGAAGAGAGAAAAAGGCAAAUGAGACUAGCACAAGUGGUGGUGUUGGUGAUGCAUGGAAGGGUAUUGAUGAGAGGGCUGAGGAAUUCAUCUCCAAGUUCAGGGAGGAUAUGAAUCUUCAAAGGGAGCAAUCUAUCAUUAAUUUCCAGGAGAUGUUGGCUCGAAGUGCAUAGAUAAAGCUUACAAUCAUUUGUUACAUAUUUUGAUACUGUGGCACGGGAUCUUUUGUAUUCAAAAUCUUUGUUUCAGUCUUUAAUGCACUUCCAAUCACAUGAUUGUGUUUUGAGAUUUUCGUGUAUCGAGAAUCUCAUCAUAUUGUAUGAUUGAGAGUGCAUUAGAUAAAGGGUAGGAGAAAUUUGGAGAGAGCCGAUCCUUGGUGCCCAUAUUCUCUUACAUCUGCUCCAACACAAAACUUGAAACCAGGGUGUGAAUAUUUAAGAUAGAGUGAUUUUUGUUUCUAUUUAUUCUGGGGAUUAACAUUAAAAAAAAAAUUAUGGAUGGAUCCUUGGUGUGAUGAUAUGUAAAAA